AUGUCGUCCAGCAUCGCUGCCAACACCGCCAACGGUCGAUCCGCAGAGCCUCUUGCCAAAGCCAUCCACCAGGGCGGCUCCAAGGACGAAUUCGCCUACGUCAACAAUGUGCGCGUCGCUGGCUUUGAGCCGUUGAUCUCGCCCUCGCUCUUGCUCCACGAGAUCCCCGUCUCAAAAGAGUCCCAGCUCACCAUCGCUCGUGCACGAGGCCAGUCGAGCGCCAUCAUCAAUGGUGAGGACGACCGUCUUCUCGUCGUUGUCGGUCCUUGCUCCAUCCACGACGUCGACCAAGCCAAAGAGUAUGCCAAGCUGCUCAAGGCUGGAAUCGACCAGCGAUGGUCCGAGGGCCUGGUCGUCAUCAUGCGCGCCUACUUUGAAAAGCCACGCACCACCGUCGGCUGGAAGGGUCUCAUCAACGACCCGGACAUCAACGGCAGCUUCCAGAUCAACCGCGGCCUCAAGAUUGCACGCAACCUGCUCGUCGACUUGACCGCACAGGGUGUCCCCGUCGCCUGCGAGGUGCUCGACACCAUCUCGCCGCAGUACACUUCCGAUCUCUACUCGUGGGGCGCCAUCGGUGCGCGUACCACCGAGUCUCAGCUGCACCGCGAGCUUGUAUCUGGUCUUUCCAUGCCUGUCGGUUUCAAGAACGGCACGGACGGAGGUCUCGGCGUUGCUGUCGAUGCCAUCCGCGCCUCGUCCCAACCGCACGCUUUCAUGGGUGUUACCGAACAGGGUCUCGCUGCCAUUGUGCGCACCGUUGGCAACGCCGAUCUUCACAUUGUCCACCGCGGCGGCUCCAAGGGCACCAACUACGACGCCGCCUCGGUGCAGGCAUCCAAGGCACAGCUCAAGGCGGCACUGCCGGACCGCCACCCUUCCAUCAUGAUCGACUGCUCGCACGGCAACUCGAACAAGGACUACCGCAACCAGCCCAAGGUGGUCGACUCGAUCGCUGAGCAGCUCGAGCAGGGCGAGGAUGCCAUCACGGGUGUCAUGAUCGAGUCGCAUCUCAACGAGGGCAAGCAGGGCGAGCCCAAGGACGGACAGAUCGACCAACUCAAGUACGGUGUCUCGAUUACCGACGGCUGCGUUGGCUGGGAGAAGACCGUCGCCAUGCUCGACAAGCUCAACGCGGCUGUGCUCAAGAGGAGACAGGCGCGUGCUGCGGGCCAGGCUUGA
This is a messenger RNA of Sporisorium graminicola, 1182 nucleotides long. RefSeq lists its product as uncharacterized. The record is from RefSeq and is a predicted model, not a curated record. Bases 1 to 1182 code for a protein of 393 amino acids. Gene Ontology annotation, cellular component: cytoplasm. Gene Ontology annotation, biological process: aromatic amino acid biosynthetic process. The transcript has a single exon. NCBI's taxonomy places the organism in Eukaryota, Fungi, Basidiomycota, Ustilaginomycetes, Ustilaginales, Ustilaginaceae. Gene Ontology annotation, molecular function: 3-deoxy-7-phosphoheptulonate synthase activity.